Messenger RNA from Talpa occidentalis (Iberian mole), 1060 nucleotides. Its product is annotated as transcription factor TFIIIB component B'' homolog. The record is from RefSeq and is a predicted model, not a curated record. Gene Ontology annotation, molecular function: TFIIIC-class transcription factor complex binding. Gene Ontology annotation, cellular component: transcription factor TFIIIB complex. Lineage: Eukaryota; Metazoa; Chordata; Mammalia; Eulipotyphla; Talpidae. Gene Ontology annotation, biological process: RNA polymerase III preinitiation complex assembly.
GCGGCUGUAGGGCCGCCUCCCCGGGCCCCCUGGCUCCGCCAUGUUCCGUAGGGCACGCCUUAGCGUGAAGCCGAAUGUCAGGCCUGGCGUAGGCUCUAGGGGCUCCACCGCCCCCAAUCCCCAGCGUGGACCAGAGACUUCCAGGCCGCCAGAGCCUUCCGUAGCCUCUGCUCCAAAGCCAGCGGAAUCUACAGAUGUGCCCCCAGUGGAUUUCGGGGGAGCGGAACCCCAAGAAAAGACACCCGGCAAUAGUUUCAACAGUGAUAAAAGGACUGAUGAUGAGAGUGAUGUUGAAGAAUCCAGUAAAUCUUCCACUACUGUUUCACAGAGAAAAAAGCGAGUAUCAAGUACUUCUAAUUCGGUUAAGCCUAAUGUCAGCAUUCCUUCAGAACCUCAUCCCUUACCUACAGUUAAUCAAGAAGCUAUACAGCCUAAUUCCAUUCCACCCAAAGAGAAACAGCCAUGUUCCGACAGAUAUCGAAUAUAUAAAGCCCAGAAACUGAGAGAAAUGUUAAAGGAAGAGUUGAGAAAAGAAAAGAAGCAAUGGAAAAACAAGUAUGUAAUAAAUGAAAGUCAGAGACCACCAGAUCGUACAAAAAUGACUAUGAGAGACUUCAUAUAUUACCUGCCAGAUAACAACCCAAUGACUUCUUCCCUAGAGCAAGAAAAGAAAACUGAAAAAUCAUUGCCACCAGUCCAGACAAGAGAACAAGAAAAUAAAAGUACUCCUGAUGCUGAAGAUAAUGAAGAAAUAGAAGAAGAAACAGAUGAUGGCCCAUUGCUGGUUCCUCGAGUUAAAGUGGCUGAAGAUGGUUCUAUUAUUUUGGAUGAAGAAAGUUUAACUGUAGAAGUUUUAAGAACAAAAGGCCCUUGUGUUGUUGAGGAGAAUGACCUAUUUGAGCGUGGCUCUACAACUACAUAUUCCAGCUUUAGGAAAAACUAUUACUCUAAACCAUGGUCAAAUAAAGAAACUGAUAUGUUCUUUUUAGCCAUCAGCAUGGUAGGAACUGACUUUUCUAUGAUUGGACAACUUUUCCUCAUAGCAAGAAUAGAAAAUUAA